Molecule: messenger RNA, 889 nt
Organism: Musca vetustissima
Lineage: Eukaryota; Metazoa; Arthropoda; Insecta; Diptera; Muscidae
Gene: Prosbeta7
Product: proteasome subunit beta type-4
Exons: 3
Coding region: 19-813 (264 amino acids)
Cellular component (GO): proteasome core complex
Source: RefSeq, a predicted model, not a curated record
UAUGCCGGCAGUCACUUGAUGAAUCAACAGUUCUGGAGUAAUGGACCAGCUCCUGGACAAUUUUAUAAUUUCACUGGUGGUUACAAUGGUCUGGCCACGGGCAAUGUUAGCCAAUGCAAGGAGUUCACAACACCUGGACUCUUUGGAACACAACACAGUUCAUCUCCCAUUACCACCGGUACCUCAGUGGUGGGCAUUAAAUUCGAUGGUGGUGUUAUGAUUGCUGCCGAUAACUUGGUCUCCUAUGGCUCUCUGGCACGCUACCAAGAUGUUCAGCGUGUCUUCAAAGUCAAUAGCAAAACAAUCAUGGGAGCUAGUGGAGACUUUGCCGAUUUCCAAAGCUUGAAACGUAGUAUUGACCAAAAAAUUGUCGAGGACCUGUGUCACGGUGAUGAUCUCGAAAUGAAACCCAAAUCGCUAUACAAUUGGUUGACACGCGUUUUCUACAAUCGUCGCAGCCGUAUCAAUCCCUUGUGGUUGGAAAUGGUAGUUGGUGGUUUGGAUAAUGGUGUACCCUUCUUGGGUCAUGUCGAUCUACGUGGUCGUGCCUAUGAAGAUGAUGUUGUUGCCACAGGUUUUGGCAAACAUUUGGCAUUGCCUUUGGUUCGUGAACAAUUAGUUGAGGGUCAAAAACUAACACAAGAACAAGCCUCUAAUGUGCUCCGCAAAUGUAUGGAAGUUUUGUACUAUCGUGACUGCAGAUCUAUGCCUAAAUAUUCGGUGGUAGUUUGCACCAAGAAUGGCAGUGUAGUCCAGGGUCCAUUUAAUGUGAACGAAAACUGGCAAUUGGCCACUAUGGUUAAGGGUUAUUAGAAAUUUCAUCAUGAAAAUUAAUUCUUUUUUGUAUACAAUCUCUUGGAAUGUGAUUAAAUAUAAUUUGAAAAAUUAA